GAGUCGUUACACCAGGCGAGCUGCGGACCGUCGCGCUGACCUGACGGCGGAUCUUACCGGAGACAUUGUGGACGUUAACGCUGUCCGAACACGGUGUAAACUAGUGUUCACCCUCCGUUAGCUCGGUUUAGCCUCUUCGGGGCUACAUUAGGAGGCAUCCUGGAAGCACCGGGAGAACCGCGGAUAUCUACGCGGCAUGGAUGCUUCGUGACCCGCGGCAGGUGUGAAGAGAUGCCGGGGGAGCCGCCGGCGGGAACCGGCCGGGUGGUGCUCGUGAAGAAGAUCAUCAUGAAGGACGGAGCUGCGCUGCAGCAGGGUAUCGGCAGACCCAGUGUGUAUCACGCAGUGGUGGUGAUCUUCCUGGAGUUCUUAGCCUGGGGGUUGCUCACCACGCCCAUGCUCACUGUUCUACAUGAAACUUUCCCGCAGCACACGUUCCUGAUGAAUGGACUCAUCCAAGGCGUGAAGGGUCUGCUGUCAUUUAUGUCUGCUCCUUUGAUCGGCGCGUUGUCGGACGUGUGGGGCCGACGCACCUUCCUGUUGGUCACCGUCUUCUUCACCUGCGCUCCGAUCCCUCUGAUGAGGCUCAGCCCCUGGUGGUACUUCGCCAUGAUCUCCAUGUCUGGAGCUUUUUCUGUCACCUUCUCGGUCAUCUUCGCCUACGUCGCUGAUGUGACGGAUGAAAGGGAGAGGAGUACAGCCUACGGUCUGGUGUCGGCUACGUUUGCAGCCAGCCUGGUAACGAGUCCGGCCAUCGGUGCGUACCUGUCAGCCUGGUACGGAGACAACCUGGUGGUUCUGGUGGCCACACUCAUCGCCCUGGCUGACAUCUGCUUCAUCCUGCUGGCUGUGCCGGAGUCUCUGCCCGACAAGAUGAGGCUCAACACCUGGGGGGCGCCCAUAUCCUGGGAGCAGGCCGACCCCUUCGCUUCUCUGCGUAAGGUGGGUCAGGACCCGACAGUCUUACUGAUCUGCAUCACUGUGUUCCUGUCUUACCUCCCUGAGGCUGGACAGUACUCCAGCUUCUUCCUCUACCUGAGACAGGUCAUUAAUUUCUCCUCCACGACCAUCGCUGUUUUUAUUGGAGUUGUGGGCAUCCUGUCCAUCGUAGCACAGACUCUGUUCCUCACGCUGCUAAUGAGGACCCUGGGUAAUAAAAACACUGUCCUGUUGGGUCUGGGCUUCCAGAUCCUUCAGCUGGCCUGGUACGGCUUCGGAUCAGAGCCAUGGAUGAUGUGGGCAGCUGGUGCAGUAGCAGCGAUGUCCUCCAUCACCUUCCCAGCUGUCUCUGCUCUGGUGUCACAGUCUGCUGAUCCUGAUAAACAAGGUGUGGUCCAGGGGAUGAUCACAGGGAUCAGAGGGCUGUGUAACGGUCUGGGUCCAGCUCUGUACGGAUUCAUCUUCUUCCUCUUCAACGUGGAGCUCAACACCAUGGACCCCAUCCAGGGAGAGUUCAACAUUGACCCCCUGCCUCUGCACAGUCCCACUGAGCUGGGGCUCAUCCCAGGCCCGCCCUUCCUGUUAGGGGCGUGCACCGUGGUCGUCGCCUUCCUCGUCGCCCUCUUCAUCCCUGAGAAGCCUUCCUGCUCCUCCUCCCCCUCCCAGCUGUCCCUCAGCGACAAGCCCCACCUAGACAGCAAAGAGUCCAUGUCCUCGCUGGCUGGCGUCCACAUCAACACGCCCCUCCCGGGCAGCGACGAGGAGAACCCUCCCACUGCCAGCGAUGAGGACUUUGAGCCGCUCCUGCAGGACAGUAUCGUCUGAUGGACAGGUGGAAGGCAGGUUUGAUUGACAUUUUCUUUGCCGCAGGGCGGGACUAAGUGUACUUUUAUUGUCAGAAGAUUGCAGUUGACAGCAGGAAGCCAGUGGGCAUUGCUGACAGAGCCACCAGCGAGGAGGUACCAUCUCACGAGUGACCAAUAAGGAUGUUUCUUUCACAAGGAGGCGGGUCAAAGAGCUGCAAAUUACCAGAAGAGACCAGGACGAUAAUUUGACUGACA
Epinephelus lanceolatus (giant grouper) is the source of this 2000-nucleotide messenger RNA. RefSeq names its product solute carrier family 71 member 2a (gene slc71a2a). Lineage: Eukaryota; Metazoa; Chordata; Actinopteri; Perciformes; Serranidae. Gene Ontology annotation, molecular function: transmembrane transporter activity. Gene Ontology annotation, cellular component: membrane. The record is from RefSeq and is a predicted model, not a curated record. Gene Ontology annotation, biological process: transmembrane transport.